GCAAGGGGGCCAGUUGCUCACGUCUCUCCGGCCCCCCCCCCCGAGGGGCUGACCGUGUUGACGGUUUGCUUCCGGAGCCCUGCGGGCACCCCGAAACAUCCAGGGAAGGGUGGAAGAGCAGCAUCCUGUCCUCGCCCUCCCUGCCAGCCUCCAAACGGGCCACACUGCAGACUCCCCACGCUGGGGGACACGGGAAUCCAUCGUCAGGCCAUCACGCCGGGGAUGUAUCUUGUCUCUGGGGUUUCGCUCUGCUCUUCGACGGGAGCCACACACCUGCGUGUGUGAGACUGUCACGGCAACGGCGACACCCACAGGCAUUGGGUGUCUUCACGGAGAGGGGGCCUGGAAAACUCAAGACUCACACGGAGGUUCAUUUCCACACUCCACUCCACCCUUCCAGGCUGGUUUCUCCCUGCUGGAGACGCGUGGGAGCCCAGGGAGCGGCUUCCACUUCCCGCGGGAUCCCUGGAGAGGCCCGCAGAGCCAGCCCCCGCCCGAAACCCACCCCCCUCACCCCUUCCCCCUCUCCCCCUUCCGCUGCGUCUCUCUGGCCUCCGGCCCCACCCCUCCCACCCAAACCCCCCCACCCCUCCUCUCCCAAUCCCCCCCCACCCCCCACCCACCGACGCCACCACGCCCCAGGCAUCGGCGCCCUGGGGCCCCUCGGAGGGCGAGGGCGGGCUGUCCCAGGGCUCAGCGGCAGGCAAGAAGGGGUGGAGCCUGCUCUGCCUGUGGGCCUUCAUAAGAGCCGCUGGCUGUCUGCGCCGGCCUCCUGGCUGGACCUGAACGCAGUGCGCAGGCCGGCUGAGGAGCAGGGGAGCCCUCCGGCCUCUCUCUGCCCGGGUCCGUCCGUGGAAUUCCGGCCGGGGCUCCCCGCGAUGGCUCUCCCGACACCUUCGGACGGCACCCUCCCCGCGGAAGCCCGAGGACGAGGACGGCGGAGGAGACUCGCCUGGACCCCGAGCCAAAGCCAGGCCCUGCGAGCCUGCUUUGAGCGGAACCCGUACCCGGGCAUCGCCACCAGAGAACGGCUGGCCCAGGCCAUCGGCGCUCCGGAGCCCAGGGUCCAGAUCUGGUUUCAGAACGAGAGGUCACGCCAGCUGAGGCAGCACCGGCGGGAAUCUCGGCCCUGGCCGGGGAGACGCGGCCCGCAAGAAGGCAGGCGAAAGCGGACCUCCGUCACCCCAUCCCAGACGGCCCUGCUGCUCCGAGCCUUUGAGAAGGAUCGCUUUCCCGGCAUCGCCACCAGGGAGGGACUGGCCAGAGAGACGGGCCUCCCGGAGUCCAGGAUUCACGUCUGGUUUCAGAACCGAAGGGCCAGGCACCCGGCACCGGGUGGCAGGGCGCCGGCGCACGCAGGCGGCCCCUGCAACUCGGCCCCCGGCGGGUGUCACCCUGCUCCCCGGUCGGUCGCCCCGGCAGGCGGGGAUGCUGCCUACGCCGCCCUGGCUCCUCCGGAAGGGGCGCUCUCCCACCCUCAGGCGCCUCGGUGGCCUCCGCACCCCCCGAGCAAAUGCCCGGGGGACCGCGACCCGCAGCGCGACGGCCUGCCGGGCCUGCCCGCUCAAGCUGGGCCACAGGGCCAAGGUGUGCUUGCGCCACCCCCGUCCCAGGGCAGUCCGUGGUGGGGCUGGGGCCAGGGGCCCCAGGUCGCCGGGGCCGCGUGGGAACCCCAAGCCGGGGCAGCUCCACCUCCCCAGCCCGCGCCCCCGCCCCCGGAGGGCUCCGCGCGGCAGGAGCAGAAGCGAGCCGUCCCGGCGCCCUCCCCACCGCCCCAGGAGCCCGGGCGCUCGUCCGCACUGCCCUCCGGCCUGCUGCUGGAUGAGCUCCUGGCGUGCCCAGAGUUUCUGCAGCAGGCGCACCCUUUCCUAGAAACCGAGGCCCCGGGGGAGCUGCAGGACUUGGAAGAGCCCGCCGGGCUGGAACCACCCCUCAGCGAGGAAGAAUACCGGGCCCUGCUGGAGGAGCUUUAGGACGCGGGCUGGGGACGGGGUCGGGGCAGGGCGGUGGCCUCUCUUUCGCGGGGAACCCCUGGCUGGGCACGGAGGGGCGUGUCUUCCCUCCGGGCUGACCCGCCUGGCAUUCCUGCCUUCUAGGUCUGGGCCCGGUGAGAGCCCCCGCACAGCGGAGAACUGCCAUUCUUUCCUGGGCGUCCCGGGGAUCCCGGAGCCGGAGCCGGCCCAGGUACCAGCAGGUGGGCCGCCUACCGCGCACGCGCGGGUU
This is a messenger RNA of Symphalangus syndactylus (siamang), 2223 nucleotides long. RefSeq names its product double homeobox protein 4-like protein 2. Lineage: Eukaryota; Metazoa; Chordata; Mammalia; Primates; Hylobatidae. The record is from RefSeq and is a predicted model, not a curated record. Gene Ontology annotation, cellular component: nucleus. Gene Ontology annotation, biological process: regulation of transcription by RNA polymerase II. Gene Ontology annotation, molecular function: DNA-binding transcription factor activity, RNA polymerase II-specific; RNA polymerase II transcription regulatory region sequence-specific DNA binding.